Chelmon rostratus (copperband butterflyfish) is the source of this 2645-nucleotide messenger RNA. It is a transcript of the gene rab2a, whose product is annotated as RAB2A, member RAS oncogene family. The transcript has 8 exons. Lineage: Eukaryota; Metazoa; Chordata; Actinopteri; Chaetodontiformes; Chaetodontidae. The coding region runs from base 149 to 787 and encodes 212 amino acids. Gene Ontology annotation, cellular component: Golgi apparatus. The record is from RefSeq and is a predicted model, not a curated record. Gene Ontology annotation, molecular function: GTP binding; GTPase activity.
CUUGAGGCUCUGGCUGUUUAUUGUUCCUUCCUCAGCGCCGACUGACAAAAACAGGCUAACAAGCUGUCAGCUACCUUUUUCACACGGUUCACGGUUGGUUAAACGAAGGUGUAACGGUUGAGACAGCUGACUGCACAAACCAGGGGCCAUGGCUUAUGCGUACCUCUUCAAAUACAUCAUCAUCGGAGACACGGGUGUGGGGAAGUCAUGUCUAUUACUACAGUUCACAGACAAGAGAUUUCAGCCAGUUCACGACCUCACUAUUGGUGUGGAGUUUGGAGCGAGGAUGAUCACUAUAGAUGGCAAACAGAUCAAACUGCAGAUCUGGGAUACGGCUGGUCAAGAGUCGUUCCGGUCCAUCACCAGGUCUUACUACAGAGGAGCAGCAGGAGCACUGCUAGUCUAUGACAUCACAAGAAGGGACACCUUCAACCACUUGACGACCUGGUUAGAGGAUGCUCGCCAACAUUCCAACUCCAAUAUGGUCAUCAUGCUUAUUGGCAACAAGAGUGACCUGGAGUCAAGGAGAGAGGUGAAGAAAGAGGAAGGUGAAGCAUUUGCCAGAGAACACGGCCUCAUAUUCAUGGAGACCUCAGCCAAGACUGCCUCUAAUGUGGAGGAGGCUUUCAUCAACACAGCCAAGGAGAUCUAUGAGAAGAUCCAGGAGGGAGUGUUUGAUAUCAACAAUGAGGCUAAUGGUAUUAAGAUUGGACCCCAGCAUCCUACCACCAACUCUACACUGUCCGGUAGCCAGGGAGGCCAACAGGCUGGAGGAGGCUGCUGCUGAAGCCUCAAGACACACUUCCUCCUCCUCCUUCAACCCCAACCCUUCUCUUCCUCCUCCUCCCCACCCUCUCCAACCCUCCCUUACGUUUCUACAGAAUUGUCCAGGCUCACUAACAGUUUGUUAACCUCUCUCUCUCUCUCUCUCUCUCUCUCUCUCUCUCUCUCCCUCUCUCUCUCUCCACUUCCAUUCUUUCAUCGACCAUCCCUCCCUCUCUUUGUCUUUUUCUCUCUUUCAGCCAUGUCUUUCCUAAGUCUCUUGACCUAACUAAGGCUCCAGAGGCUAUGUCCCCAUAAACCAACCUGACUUCCUACAGUCUUAGGAGGACAGAGUCAGUUUCACCAAACUCUGAAGUUUUGCAGUUGACCUUUUUUUUUUUGGUUAGAUAAACUGAUUUUAAUCUUGUUAUUUAAAGAAAAAUCACCCAAGCUGGAAUGCGAAGGAUUCUAUUCCAGCAGUUUAAUUUACACAUUCCUCUUAAUUCAUGAGGAUUUACCCCAUAAUCAUACAUUUAAAAAAAUCAAAAAAGUAUCUUCAGUAACUGUGAGCUGACUUUGUCCAAAUAGAGGCAGGAUUGCAGGUAGAGAUUAAACACACUCUUAACAACUGACUGUAUGGAAUAAACCAUGCGCUGUGUUGUGUCUAUACACACAUCUGUACAUGUUUUUUUUUUAUGACACAGCACGUUGAUGGCAGGACAUGUCUCUACAUGUUCAGUCAGUCUUCAUGCUGUGCCUGUGUGUAUAGGGAUGAUGUAGGUAUUCCAGUAUGUCACUAUGUAAGGUGUAGGAGGCAUUCAAGUCACUCUGUAUUUUGUGUCCAGCAAAACAAAGUGCAAAUUAUGUUAUUUUGUGCUUCCUUUCCCUCUUUUUUAUGCUAUUUUGUUCUCUCUCUGUCCAUGUACCUUCUGUUGACUUGCAGAUUAGUUGUAUUUAAUGAACACUACAAACAUUUUCGCUUAAAAAGUGUUUUAAAUUGUCUGGGGAGAGAAUAAAAGACCAAACUGUUGAGUGUGAAAAUGAAUCCUUUUUGGGAGGACAGAAAAGAAAAUCAGCAAAGUUAAAGAAACGUUAAGGGAAGUUGAGAGCAUUAGUGACCGCCAUUAUGAAGUUAAGAAGUAAAAAGAUUGAAAAUUGAGGCUUUUUUUUUUGUUAACUAUAUUUAUCGGGCACAUUUCUGUGUAUAUAUGGCUCUUUAGUUUUCUGUAGCUUUUUUGGCUGUUUAAGGUGAAGCUUGGCAUGUUGUGGUGUAGUUUUUACCAGGGGCUGAAGAAGAGGCCAUUUUGGACAAACAGCUUUUUAGCAUUUUUAACAAUUCUCAUUUAAACCCAAAGGUACUGAGCCGCCCUGUUACAUUAUGGCCGGCGGUGCCCUUUAUUUUAGAUGACAAGUAUGAAUGAUAACAGGCUGUUAGCAGAACCAUGUAGAGGCAUUGAAAGUCCCUGGUGGAGAGCAGACUCCACUGAAAAUGUCAAGGCGUCUCCCUAAGAUUUCCACCAUGAAUUAGCUGGCAGAUAUAUAAUGUAUACUGUUUAGAGCUUGACUGAUGACUGCUGCAAUGUUUUGGGUUUUUUUUUUUUUCUUGCUUCAAGAUCCCCAAUGUAAUAGUCACCAUUUUACUGUUAUGAUCAUAUUUACAACUUCAAUUACUUAUUGUUCAUCCUUACUUCUCAUGCCCCCUACUCUCUCUUCCUGUCUUUCUCAGACUCUGUGGUAACAUUAGCUCUGUACCUAUUUUUAAUGCCAAAUUAUUGUGUUUACCUGUGUUUUGUCAAAAAAAAAAACAAAAAAAACAAGGAAAAGAAUCAGCUAAACCCCUGUAAUCUGUUCUGAAAUCAGCUGUCUGCCUUAACUCCACCCUC